Striga hermonthica is the source of this 3339-nucleotide messenger RNA. The record is from the annotation of a GenBank genome assembly. Lineage: Eukaryota; Viridiplantae; Streptophyta; Magnoliopsida; Lamiales; Orobanchaceae.
AUGGCUAUGGCUCUCCUCCACCACUUCGCCGUCAUCCUCCUCUGGUCCCUUAUAACCUCCUCCAUCGCCCAGAAGUUAUCGUCAACAAAAACGGACGCCUUAGCUCUACUGUCCUUGAAGAAGAUGAUCCGGAAAGAUUCCAACGGCGCCUUAUCCGGGUGGCAGCCCGGGAAGAGCCCCUGUACUUGGCCCGGCAUCACCUGCAACAACCUGGGCCGCGUCUCUGCCGUUGAUCUCGCCCAAUCCAAUCUGGUGGGCCCCAUCUCCUACUCCCCCUUCUCCUCCUUGGACAUGCUCACUUCAUUGAACCUCUCCGCAAACUCCUUCACCGUAAACGCAACCACCUCUCUGCCCCUACUCCCGCCCGCCGUCAACCAGCUCGAGCUCUCCUUUUCGGGCCUUGUGGGCCGUCUACCAGAAACUCUCUUCGCCAACUGCCCCAAUAUUGAGUACAUCAACCUCGCUUUUAACAACAUUACGGGCGCCCUGCCCGAGACCCUCUUCAUCGACAUAGACAAGCUUCGCUACCUGGAUCUCUCCUACAACAACAUAUCGGGCCCCGUGUCGGGCCUCAGAAUCGAGAGGUGCAGUUCCCUUUCCCAUCUCGACUGGUCUGGGAACCAAGUCUCCGGGCCUCUGCCGCGGGCUUUUGCCAACUGCACGGGACUGACCGAACUCAUCCUGCCAGAGAAUUCCUUGUCGGGCGAAAUCCCGCCGGAUUUCGGGUCCCUAAAGAGCUUGCAGAGGUUGGAUCUUUCCCAGAACCAUCUUACGGGAUGGAUCCCAAACCAGCUGGGUAACGUGUGUGGCUCGCUGGUCGAGCUCAGGCUGUCGAAAAACAACAUAACGGGCUCUGUGCCUGACUCAUUCUCGUCGUGUUCCAUGCUCCGGACGCUUGAUCUGUCAAGCAAUAACCUGACGGGCCCUUUCCCAGAUAAAAUUCUGCAGGGGUUGUCGUCUUUGGAGAGCCUUCUGCUCAGUAGCAACCGGAUUUCCGGCGGGUUCCCAUCUUCCAUUUCGUUAUGCAAGAACUUACGGGUGGUGGAUUUUAGCUCCAAUUCGCUUUACGGGACUAUCCCUCCCAACAUCUGUACGGAUAAUAGCAGCUCUUCACUUGAAGAGCUCAGAGCCCCUGAUAACUCCCUGUUUGGACAAAUCCCACCACAGCUAUCCAAAUGCUCCCAGCUUAAGAUAAUUGAUUUUAGCUUAAAUUACUUAAACGGCUCGAUCCCGGCCGAGCUUGGGAAUCUCGAGAUUCUUGAGCAGCUCAUUGCCUGGUACAACAGCUUGGAAGGGAACAUCCCCCCGGAGCUUGGCAAAUGCAAGAAACUAAAAAGUCUCAUCUUGAACAACAACAACUUGAGCGGAAAAAUCCCGAGCGAGAUAUUCAACUGUAUCGACAUUGAGUGGAUCUCUCUCACCAGCAACCGAGUUAGCGGUGAAAUCCCGAGAGAAUUUGGGUCUUUAAUGAGACUCGCAGUUUUACAGCUGGGCAACAACAGCUUUACUGGGGAGAUUCCCCAGGAGUUGGCCCAGUGCACGAGUUUAGUCUGGAUAGACUUGAAGAACAACCAGUUGACUGGCGAGAUCCCGUCUCGGCUCGGCCGUCAGCUCGGGGCGAAGGCGCUGACAGGUAUCCUGUCGGGCAACACCUUGGUUUUUGUUCGGAAUUUGGGGAAUUCUUGCACGGGAGUUGGUGGCUUGCUUGAGUUCGCCGGCAUCCGGCCCGAGCGGCUGCUGCAGGUGCCUUCCCUGAGGACCUGCGACUUCACCCUCAUGUACUCCGGCCCCGUCUUGAGUCUUUUCACCCGGUACCAGACUCUGGAGUACCUUGACCUUUCUUACAAUAACCUGCGCGGGAGGAUUCCCGAUACAUUUGGCGACAUGAUUGCUUUGCAGGUCCUUGUUUUGGCGCAUAACCAGCUGUCGGGUGAGAUCCCAGCCUCCUUGGGCCAGUUAAAGAACCUGGGCGUGUUUGACGCGUCCCAUAAUAGACUUCAAGGCCGCAUACCAGACUCCUUCUCCAUGCUCUCGUUCCUCGUGCAGAUUGACCUAUCUUACAAUGAGCUGACGGGCGAAAUUCCCCCGAGAGGGCAGCUUAGCACACUUCCCGCGAGUCAGUACGCGCACAACCCGGGCUUGUGCGGGGUCCCCUUGGAUGAGUGCAAGUACAAUGGGAAUCCCGAUUCGGGCCCCACGGGGAACGGUGGGAGGAGGGAUCACAGGGGAGUGGCGGCUGUCUCAUGGGCCAACAGCAUUAUCAUGGGCAUACUCAUAUCUGUGGCGUCCGUCUGUCUUCUAGUUGUGUGGGCGAUUGCCAUGAGGGCCCGCAAAAAAGAGGCGCAGGAGGUGAAGAUGCUGGGCAGCCUGCAAGCCGGCCACGCGGGCACCACCUGGCACAUCGAGAAGGAGAAGGAGCCACUAAGCAUCAAUGUAGCCACCUUCCAGCGGCAAUUACGGAAGCUCAAAUUUUCGCAGCUGAUCGAGGCCACUGAUGGGUUCUCAGCUGCCAGCAUGAUCGGGUCAGGUGGGUUCGGGGAGGUCUUCAAGGCGACCCUAAAAGAUGGGUCGAGAGUCGCAAUCAAGAAGCUCAUCCGCCUCAGCUGCCAAGGGGACCGCGAGUUCAUGGCUGAGAUGGAGACGCUUGGCAAAAUCAAGCACCGAAACCUUGUCCCUCUAUUAGGCUACUGCAAAGUUGGGGAGGAGCGGCUGCUGGUGUAUGAGUUCAUGGCCCACGGUAGCCUGGAGGAGGUCCUCCACUCGAGACCCAAAAACAACGAGAAAAAACGAGUUCUAAGCUGGGGCGAGCGGAAGAAAAUCGCACGUGGGGCCGCCAAGGGGCUCUGCUUCCUUCACCACAACUGCAUCCCUCACAUUAUCCACCGGGACAUGAAGUCUAGCAAUGUAUUGUUGGAUAAUGAGAUGGAGGCCCGAGUGUCGGACUUUGGGAUGGCGAGGCUGAUCAGCGCUCUGGACACGCACCUGAGCGUGAGCACGCUGGCAGGGACACCCGGGUAUGUGCCGCCUGAGUACUACCAGAGCUUCCGGUGCACGGCAAAGGGGGACGUGUACUCGUUUGGGGUGAUUCUGCUGGAGCUGCUGACUGGGCGGAGGCCGACGGACAAGGAGGAUUUUGGGGACACCAACUUGGUGGGGUGGGUGAAGGGGAAGGUGAGGGAGGGGAAGGGUAUGGAAGUCAUUGAUGGGGAAUUGAUGGUUGAUGGGGAGGUGAAGGAAAUGGUAAAGUAUUUGGAGGUGACACUUAGAAUCCAUGUAAUCACUAAUCGUAUGGGUUUCGGGGAAGUAAAGCUGCUGUCAAGACAAUGGGAAGUUGAAUAG